Molecule: messenger RNA, 1304 nt
Organism: Ciona intestinalis (vase tunicate)
Lineage: Eukaryota; Metazoa; Chordata; Ascidiacea; Phlebobranchia; Cionidae
Source: RefSeq, a predicted model, not a curated record
AUAUGAUAACAAAAUGGAAAACGAUCAAAAACCCACGAGUGUCGAAACCCCUGGUGUGUGUAGCGGUUGGGGUAGGAGGGUUCGGUUGGGGUGUGUGUUGUUCAUGUUUGGAAUGGUAAUGCUGGUCAUGGGGUGUAUCGUCCAUAUCGAGAAGUCAGCUGUGCAGGAACAAGUGUUGAGUAAUAAUGACGUCACAAACACUGAUUAUACUUACAUAGCGGGAAACGUCCUUCUCGCGUUCGGUGGCGGGUUGAUUUUGAUUUCUGUGAUGCAAUCAUGUUGUCGUUGUGGUGGUGACGUCACCGGAUAUUACGUAGAAGAUGGAUUCGAGAAUCAACCACGUGAUCAAUCCGUUGUGUUCUCCGUUACCAUGACCACAGAUCCUCCAAACUAUUGUGACGUAACAAACAAUUCGAACAAUGUCGCCCCACCCGCCUACUGUGAGGUCAUAGACGAAUCAGUAAAAGAUGAAAAGCGAUUUGAUUUAAUUAUGACGUCACAGAUGUUCCCUUAAUCCCUUAUGACGUCACAGAGUAAUUGUGUCGCCACAAACGAAUCUUGAGGUCGAGCGGGACGUGCCAUUACGUUGAGACGUCAUAAUCACCCAAUUAAUAAGGAAUGGUCGCGAAGAUGAACCGAGGGUUGUGGGAUCAAGGUUCACGGAAGGAAUGUUGAUCUACUUAGCGCGAACCUCACUGUGGUUUAUUGUUUCGUGGAAGUGGAUUAACUAUCGAACAUCACAAAGAAUGGCUGUAUUAUGAUGUCAUAAUCGGAUGAACACACCCAGCGCUUAAUGAAGAUUAAUCAAACUCAUCAACAAACAAACCUUCGCCACCAAACAGACUUUAAUCCUUUGCCCACCGCAGUCGCCAAACGUCGCUUUAACCGGGAUUAUGUGGCGAUCAUGUGACACCAUUAUCGAAGUUCUGGAAUGCAAGGGAAACAAACAAGGAGAUUAUGACGUCACAAAUGACGCUAAUGAGAAAUUCGACACUAAGCUGUGAUUGGUCGAUUGCCGGAAACAAUUUUUACGUCAUCGUUACGUCAUUGCAUGUGGUAUACUGUUCGCCCCCUAUCUCAACAAUAUGUUUGGUUUCACUGUCGGGGAACCCCCAUGUUAGUAAUUGCAAACUUUGGUUGGAAAUUAAUUUCGUUGAAAGCGCGAAUUAUCCAGCUUUUAAAAUGUUAAUUGUUGCCUCAUAAACGUCAUAAUUAUAUUGUUACGUCGCGUGUGCGUUGUGAGGAAAUAAUGAAAUGUCGAAACACGGAGGUUCAUGAUGUUCCCAAUACAUUAUAUACAAAUA